Molecule: messenger RNA, 6780 nt
Organism: Melanotaenia boesemani (Boeseman's rainbowfish)
Lineage: Eukaryota; Metazoa; Chordata; Actinopteri; Atheriniformes; Melanotaeniidae
Gene: ammecr1
Product: AMMECR nuclear protein 1
Exons: 6
Coding region: 1033-2037 (334 amino acids)
Source: RefSeq, a predicted model, not a curated record
UUCUGAAUCCGGUUUCAGCGUGCCGACGACACCAAUGCCUGUGCCCACAGACUGAUCGUAGGGCUUUUUAUCCGAACAGCACAGAACUGUAGCAGCUGACAGACGGAUGCGGAGGGAGGGUUGCCAAACCCAGCGGAUUUCUCACGGUUCACGGAGAAGAAUGUUCGUCUAUAUGUAUCCCCAUGAGCGGAUGACAACCUCCAAACAAACCUAUACUGAAAACUUUCAGCUCUCCAUUUAACGCGGGGGUGUUAUUGAGAUUUUUAACCAGGUCCAAGAACAGUAAUGAUGCAGGUGCAAACUGUGGGCUAACGGUACUGACAUGACUUGCUCGCUGCUGACGCGUUUCAAUGUACCAUGCCAACCCCGCAUUGUCAGAUGCCAUUUUACUCUGCGUUACCCCAGCGUCUGGCAUUCCAAUAUUCUGGGCCUGUUGUAUAAUUAGAAGUUCGCGAGGCAGUAGCAAACAAGCUGGUGCAAUGAGAAGCUACGCGGUCCAAAACACUGUGCGCAAUUUGUGCUGAAGCUUAUGGGUCCUGCGUACUCAAGCUCCCGGCUUCCACUUGGAGAGGUGUGCUGCGGGGCUACAGCGCACUGGCUGUCGGCUUCACAUCUGGACCGCCUGGAUAUUGUCAUCUGCGGCCUGUUCGGACUGUGCACUCCCUGAACUUAUAUGUUUUAGGGGAACUGAUUGAAAUCGCUUCGUAUGGUGUCGUGUUAGGUAGAAGGGGUGCAUAUUUGUCUCGGACUUGGCGUUUUAGGUGAUCCACUGGAACACCGUGGUCCAAAGCUUGACUGGCUUGACUACUCAAGGAACAAACGCUUAUCCAGUUAUGGAUUUUGUGUAGUGAAGUCACGCAUUUUUAAAGGUAACGCUAGGGUGACAUUGCAGUAUUAUCACCAUAUCGGUUAUUUCGUCGUCCGACAAAAAAUAAAAGAGUGAAAGUGGAGUAUUGUCCGUCGUACGUAUCAACGCAGUGGGAUUUCUACGUCUGGUCGGCGUUCCCCCCCACCCUUCCUGCGGUGACGGUUAUGGGUCGGAAGCGGUGUGUCGGUGCAGAUUGUUCCAAGAUGGCGGCCGGGUGCUGCGGGGUGAAGAAGCAGAAGCUGUCGGGAUCGCCCGGAUCGGGGGGUCCCGGCGGGGUGGGGGCGGGAAGCGGGGUGGCAGGAACCGGACAUUGUGGAUCAGAGUUGGGGAUUGGCUCCUCUGCGACUGUUGCUGCAACGGCGAACGUGAGCAGAGCCAACGGCCUGGGGGGACCCGGGGGUAACGUUAGCGGCAGUAGUAAUAGUGGUAGCAGCGGUGGCACAAACGCUCUGUCCCCAACCCCGGCCGGUUACACUACAUCCGGCCUCUCCCCGAAUCUCAGCCCGGGACCAGGUUCGGGAAGUGGUGGCAGAAAAAUGGUCGUCUCAGCGGAGAUGUGCUGCUUCUGUUUUGACGUGCUUUAUUGCCAUCUGUACGGAUACCAACCUCCGAGAACACCCAGGUUUACAAAUGAUCCCUAUCCGCUGUUUGUCACAUGGAAAAUAGGCAGAGACAAGCGGUUGAGGGGUUGUAUAGGUACAUUUUCUGCCAUGAAUCUGCACUCAGGACUCAGGGAGUACACCCUUACCAGUGCCCUUAAAGACAGCCGCUUCCCCCCUAUGACAAGGGAUGAGCUGCCUCGCCUCUUCUGCUCAGUGUCUCUUCUCACCAACUUUGAAGACGUCGGUGAUUACCUUGACUGGGAGGUGGGUGUUCACGGUAUAAGGAUAGAGUUUUUCAAUGAAAAAGGAUCAAAGCGCACCGCCACCUACCUACCAGAGGUUGCAAAGGAGCAAGGUUGGGACCACAUUCAAACCAUAGAUUCCUUACUACGAAAGGGAGGUUACAAAGCUCCCAUCACAAAUGACUUCAGGAAGACCAUUAAAUUAACCAGGUAUCGUAGCGAGAAGAUGACGAUGGGUUAUGCAGAGUACAUCGCCCACCGCCAGCACCAUCACUACCAGAAUGGCAUUGGGCACCCUCUACCACCCUACAACCAUUAUUCCUGACAGCGAGCCGCAUGACCAAUCAUUGGACCUCUCCGCGGACCUUUUCCCAGGAGAGCCUGCCCCCUCCUGGUCUAGCUAUUUCUACUACUGUACCAUUUUAUGAUGAUAGUUUCCGUUGCCAUGCUGGCCGUCUCCCAGACGUUGACAUGGCAACGGGUGGCAACGAAGCAUCAUUUGAUUACGGCAAGAAGUCCAAGUGUUUCUUUGUGUUUGCCUGUGGUUAAGUUUUUGCAGCAUAUAAAUACCUGUAUCUAACCCCCCUUCAUUCAUAUUUUCUAAAAUUAAACCCUUAGUACAUUUUAUUAAUUUUGCGUCUUCUCAGCAAACUUAAUCAGGUGUUUGAUUCUGUGGAUGGAAAGAAGUCUCUUAUGGUGGAUUAAUCUCAUGCUUGUAUUGUUUAGGCUUUGCUACAUUUAAUAAGAGAAUACUUUUCUUUUUCCUCAUUUUCUUUACCUUACUAUCCAGACGUAUAAUAUCAUGUAGCAAGGCAACCGCAGUUCUCAAAGGCUGUGUCGUCUCUCCUACGAAUCCUCUCAAAAAUACCCGACUGUUGAGGUUGGUUUUCUUAGCCUUGCAAACUCUCGUAGUGUUGUAGUUGGAACUAUGUAUCGGGACAUGUAUACUCCAAAGUGUAGUUAGGAUUGUGAUGCCCUUUGACCAGCCUUUGCUGGUGGCGUUUAUUGAUUGUGCUCACAAUUAUGUGUGUUAAUGUGUGUGGGUAUAGAUUUUGUUCUACCAUAAGGUGAAAUGUUAAUUUUACAAAAAAAAAAAAGAAAAAAAAAUCCACUAAGAAUUUUGGAAACUUCCUCCUCUCAUUUACGUGUUUUGUGGUGGAUCCUGUAAACAAACUGCAUUUAUUUUGGCUAGAAUCUACGGCCAUUUUGUUUUCCCCCAUUAUAAAUUUAAAGUAAUUGCAUAGAAAGCCAUUUUUAGGGGAUGAUUAUGCUUUUGCAGAUAUUUAUAAAUCAUCUAUGUAAGAUAGGUGACAAGAUGGGCAUAUUUCCUUGUUUUGGAGAGGGGGAGCAAGUGUGACUACAGGUCUCCAAGGAAAAUGGGAAAAAAAACAAACGUUCCUGACCUGAAAACACAAGUUUCUGUUGGUUGGAGUUUACUGGCAGAGAGUCACUUGACAGGGACAUGCUAAAAUUACGUAAAGCCAUAUUCCCUUCUCUUUACUCCAAACUUUGUAAGAGUCAUCAAUAAUUUGGCUUGAAGUGUUAGCAUUUGGUAACCUCUGGUAGAUAUAUUAGGUCUUCAGCGGUUUCUCUCGUUUGUUUUAUGUCUCGUUCGUUGCCCAUGUUGUUGUUGAAACAUUAUCUUGCCUUUUCAGAUUAUAGCUAACCAUUGUCACUCGACCACAAAGUAUGAUGUAUUUAAUAAAUAAAAAAAAAAGUAAUAAAAAAAAGUCACUAAAUGAAACCACACCUCUUGAUGCACAACAAGUGAUCUUAUUAACAUGUAUGUGUCAUUAGAAGUGCAUGUCAUAGUGUUGCGUAGAAACCGAAGCUGUCACAGUAGUGCAGCAAGUCGAUUUAGUUGUUGAAACCGCACCGUCACUGUUCUCCUCGCCCUUCAGUGAUAUUCCGUUGACCCGUGUGUCUACAGCACAGGGAAUGUUUUGAUUAAUGGUCUGUUUUGUCAGCUGUCUGCAGCAGGUUACAGGAAACACAGCUGAAUUUGUUGGAGCAGAAUCUCUGCAUGGGGGCCUCACAGUUUGCAGUCGAGGUCUGCCUUUUUUUUCUUUUUAAAUAAAGAAGAAAAAAAAAAAAGCCAGGGCUUUGUAAGGACUUCAAAAGCCAUUUCCCAUCCAAAUAUUACUAGUUGUGAUCCACAUCCACACACUAGACUAGUUGGACUUAACUUUAAAGAAUGUUUGAACUGUUGACGAUCACCAUGCGAUCUGCUUGUUUUGGGUUUUUCGUUUGCUAACUGGAAUUUUUUGAGAGGUUCUUGUUACUUGACCAACAUCUUUAUGUUGUCACAGCCUUUACUGACUGGCAGGUUCUUUUUCUUUAUGCAAAAAUGUCAAGGGCUUUUGGCACUCCAUCCACAGUUACCCGAAACGAUCCAAUUUCAGUUGUGUUGCCUUAAAAUGGUUUAUUAAAUGAUGGACCAGUAGAUGAUGCUCUGAGUGUUCCUCUGUCCCAAGGUUUUGCACUUUCCCUGCUCCAUGUAAACACCAGAAGCAGGAAAGGGCCUCAAACUACAAUCCUCACUCAAAUGCAUUUACUAAAGUUUCCCUAUACUUAGAGGGGAUUCUAGCAGUCUCCUGUUGGCUCGUAUUUAAUGCUUAGACUCUAAAAAUUGGGCACUGUGGUGACGUUACUGUUAAUGUUUAAACCAUGGGAAAGACAGCUUUAUGCCUCCAGAAAAAUGCACCUAACACUACAUGAAGAGGGACAGUCAGGCAUUGAUUUCCUGGUCCAUUUAUUACAGCACAACCUGAAUUCUUCUGCUGCAAAACCAAAUUGACCAUGCUCUUUUACAUAUGUCUUUGUAUACACAUGCAAGGUAUUUUGUUGCAUGUAUGUAUGAGUAUGAGACCUAUGGUUUUAUCCAUGAUAUGCUUGAUCUAUGGCUUAGACACUCUUAUUAACCAUUAAGAGAUUUAAAAGACAAAUAUGGUGCUAUCGGACCUCAUAUUGGGGUGGUCACAGCUCGUGACUGGUCAUGCGGACUCAUUGAUCAUAUCAUACUUAAAGAUGCUGCAUGUAAGAUUUCCUCUUAAAGAAAUUGCUGUGAAAUGAGUUAUGACGGCACAUUUUAUUACUGAAGGAUAACUCAUCGAUACAAACAGUAUCCCCAAGAAGCUCUGUUUCCAUUUAGGUCCAGUGUGGGUAAUUUUUGGGAUCAAUUCCCUAUGGGAAAAACAGACAUUCUUAUAAUUAAGAAGGAAACCCUAGGGGCUAUGGAAUGUACUGUUAAUGGUCGUUAUUGCAGUUUAACAGUGAUGUAUUAAGAGAAAAUCCUACAUGUUACCUUUUACUAUCCUUGAUAUAUGCAGAUCUGUUCAACAGAUGUUUUUUUUCUUUUUUAUUAUUAUUAUAUAUUUUUUUCCUACCAGUGCAAGUCAACACACCUGCAGGUUUGAAAGGACAAGAAGUCACAUGUUAACCUCCUGCCCCUCAAUAACUCCCUACACUGUGGCCCAACCUCAUGGCCUAGUUUGUUGAGGUGUGAUGUGUCGUUCAUUAGAAGGUAGCAGUAGUAGUGGUCAUUCCCUCACCAGGAAGAUUGGAUGCUGCUGUUUGGUUUUACAGAUCACAUCCUUAGUUUUCCUUUUAGCUGCUGAAUCAUUUGACCUCUGAAAGGGCAAGGUUUGAGUUAUUGACUUGUUUAUGGUCCUGUUGUUGAGGCUUUUGCUGCCUCUUUUUAACCACAUUGAGAGUAACCAUCUCCAAUUAGGGGAUGGUGAGUUAAUGUUUUACAUAGAACAUGCAGAAUAUAGUCCUGCUUCUGCAAUGAUCAACAGUUGAAAGCAUUGAUACCUCAUGGGAUAUUAUGGAACGACACUUGUAGGUUCUUGUAGCAGAUUGUGUGUUUUGGUUCCAUACUAGGGUUAGAGUUCAGCCUCAGCAUUCCUUGUGUGGUUAUUCUCGUUUCUCGUGGAAUGCUCAAACUCACGUUACCUUCGUAUGUUUGACUGAACCAAAGAUGCCAGCGGCCAUGCCCAAAUGCUGCUCUUCUGGCCUGGCUUCCUGUCCUUCCAAAAACCACCCCUGCUAUUGACAAAAUGUUCUUUAUGUCUAUUUUAUUUGAUUUUUUUUUUCUUUGUGCGAUUUCUCAACUGUCUUGACUUAUUAAGCAACCCUGUUUUUCAAUGAAUUUUCAUUGAAUCUGUCUCUGAAGUCGAACAUGGCAUCAAGAUGGUUUAAGUGGUUGCUAAUUGUUGUUACUUGUUUUGUUAUUAUUAGUAUUAUUAUUGAUAUAAUUUUCAAAAAUGAAAAAUCCCAUGGUGUGCCUCCUAGCUUUGUGGGUUUAUAAAAGUAUUUUUUUUUUUUUGUUUUUUGUUUUUCUUCCUUCCCUAAAGACCAGCAGUUAUACUUUGUAUAAAAGAUGGAUUUUUCCUUAUUUUUUAUGCCAUUAAAGAUGAAAAAGCCUGUUUUCUUUACUCUGGACCCAGUAGCUACACUGGUAUACAAUCGCACUGAUAGAUUAAUUAAAAGAGGAAUAAGUAAAUUAAUAAUAAUAAUGAUAAUGACAAAUAAGAACUACAAUAAACUUGUGUCUGAAGCUUUUUAUUAUAAAAUAUAUAUAUUAAAAAAAGACCAUAAAAAAAGAAAAUGACUGUUUUUGUACAUCAAAAUAAAUUCUUUUCAAAGGAUAUUUUGGAUCUAGUUUCAAAAUUAUUUUGGUGGUUUUCUAUGUUCUGAAUUUUGAGACACUGACUUCUAAGAUGUGUCACUGUACAAAAUAAACUUUUCUGUUGCAGUGGCCUGAUGGGCUGGGAGGGUUGCCUGGUGUAACUCCUCAUACCAACUUUAAUUUCUUUUUGUCAGUUUUUGGAUCCUUUUCUUUUUUUCCUUUGCUUUAAUACUCUGAAAAAUGUUGAUGGAAUAAAAUGAACUGGGAACUUAAAAUCCAUCCCCUGUAGAGCUAGACCCUUCCUCCUUUCCUCUUGAAUUGCUGUUAGUGUGACGGGACUUGAAAUGGGCAUUUAUAACAAUAGUAUGACUCCAAAAGGAGGAAAAAAAACAAACAAAAAAAAAAGAAACACCUAAAUAUAUAUAUAUAUAUAUAUAU